UCGGCAGGACGGACAUCACCUCCCUCUGCUCAGACAGCUGGCUCUCGUCUCUCACAGUCUGGGGCUUUUAUUUUGAAACGCGCUGCAGGCUACCCCUUAUCUGAGGAGAAGGCAGCACCUCCUUGAAAACAAGAGUCUGUACCAGAGGGGAUCUCAGAGGAGGACAGCAGCUGUCGGACUUGUGGAGCUUUUCAUCUUGAAAAAUUACCUUUGCACUUAGAUCUGUGAUUGUCUGAGGAAACUUCAUCAAUCUGAGCAGCUCUCACCCUGCACCAAGUUCGGUCCAUGACAGUUCAGCUGGAUGUGUGGGGAGGACGUGUUUGAGGCCGCUUGGCGCGACUUUGAGGUCUUGGACAUCUGGCCGACUUCCAGCGAACUUCUGAGAAGAAAUGGUGGACGCCUGAACCGCGGAGAACCAGAAUGGAGCCUGUGAGGAAGGACCUGGAGCUGUUCAGCAACAGCAUGGCCACCUACGCUCACAUCAAAGCCAACCCAGAGAGCUUCGCCCUCUACUUCAUGAUGGGCGUCUGCUUCGGGCUGUUCAUGGCGCUCUGCUUGCUGGUGGCCGGCAUCGCCUGCAGGACUCGCCGCCGCACCAGGCCCCCUCCGUCCCCGGAGAGGAGGCAGCUCAAGGAGUCCAGUGAGGAGGAGGACAGCGUGGACGAGGAGGAUGAGGUGGAUGCCCCCAAAGCGGCGGCGAGGACCCUGAGCGAGCGCAGCAGCCAGUCCAACGGCACCCUGCGGAGCGUCAACGUGUUCCAGUCGGGCGAGGAGCUGGAGAAGGCCCGGCGCCUGGAGGAGCGGGAGCGGAUCGUCCGGGAGAUCUGGAGGAACGGGCAGCCGGACAUCCUGGUCACAGGGACGGGGACGAUUGGACGGGUCCAUUACCACUGACGGACCUUGGAACUGGACCCUUAACAGACAAUCACAUGCAUGUUUAACUGCCUGAAGACACAAAGACGUUUGUGCAGAACCCACUAACUGAAAUCCGGAUGAAGAACUUGAGCAGCUUCUCCGAGCGGGUGAAGGUUCUUACUGAUGCUCCUCCGUCAAUGUGACACAAAAUACAGUCAUGUACACCUUUAUAUCCUUUCUGUAACCCUUGUUUUUGGUGUAAAAAACAAAUCAUCUGAUUGUACAAGGACAAAUACAACCUCAGCUGACGAACAAUGUGUAUUCAAUUCACAAAAAAACAACAAAACAAAUCCCGUGCAAGCCGAAGUACAUCCAUCAGUGCGUCCGAAAUGCCAUACUA
Cololabis saira (Pacific saury) is the source of this 1255-nucleotide messenger RNA. It is a transcript of the gene eva1bb, whose product is annotated as eva-1 homolog Bb (C. elegans). The transcript is spliced from 4 exons. NCBI's taxonomy places the organism in Eukaryota, Metazoa, Chordata, Actinopteri, Beloniformes, Belonidae. Bases 421 to 894 code for a protein of 157 amino acids. The record is from RefSeq and is a predicted model, not a curated record.